This is a messenger RNA of Cadophora gregata, 720 nucleotides long. RefSeq lists its product as uncharacterized. The transcript has a single exon. Bases 1 to 720 code for a protein of 239 amino acids. NCBI's taxonomy places the organism in Eukaryota, Fungi, Ascomycota, Leotiomycetes, Helotiales, Ploettnerulaceae. The record is from RefSeq and is a predicted model, not a curated record.
AUGCGUACUCAAUCCGUCAUUUCUAUUGCGCUGGUCGCAUUCACUACCACCCUCCAUGCCGCGCCCAUUCAGAUGACAGAAGAUGUCAAGGCAGCUAUGGGUACGGUUGGAAGGGGUCUUCAGAUGCUCUCCGGCCGAACGAACCUUGCAUCUAUCGUAGCCGGCAACGUUAUGCGUGAUCUUCAAGCCGAUGCUGCAGCUCUGCAAGCCCAAUCCGAUGCUGUUCAUGCUGGCGAUGCCGAAGAUCUCACACCAGAGGAGGAAGCCGAAAUCGAUGCGGAGGAUGCUGAAAAGAGAGACUUGACAGCGGAGGACGAAGAGGAAAUAGACGAAGAGGUCGCGGAGGAGGAUGCUGCAAAGCGAGACCUUCAAUCGGAUGCCGCGGAGCUCCAGGCUCAAAGUGAUGCAGCCUAUGCAGGAGACGCUGAGGAUUUGACACCCGAGAAAGAGGCAGAAAUCGACGCAGAAGAUGCAGAAAAGCGGGACUUGCAAUCAGAGGUGGCAGAACUCCAAGCUCAAAGCGACGCCGCUCAUGCUGGAGACGCAGAGGACCUGAGCCCUGAGGAAGAGGCUGAAAUUGAUGCUGAAGAUGGUGAGAAGAGAGAUCUUCAAGCUGAGGCAGCCCAACUUCAGGCAGAGAGUGAUGCUGCUCACGCUGGUGAUAAUGAGGACUUGAGUCCGGAGGAGGAGGCGGAGAUUGAUGCGGAGGAUGAUGAGUAG